AAACAGGCAGCGCCUUCAGCAUGCGGCUGUAACAAGGGAAAAGCCUCCUGAGUAAGCUGUCAUUUCUCUAACCUGGCAUGAUCUAAAUCACAAUCCUGAAACCAUCCUAGCGUAAAGAUAUGGAAGCUACUAAACCUGGCACGCUACAGAUCAUACAGUGGCGCUAUCAGAAAGCACAGGAAUGCCUCAAUGCAGGAAUUCUGGAGGAUAACAUGGGAAAUAAAGACCGAGCGAUUGCUCUGUACCGACUGGGAAGACGGCACGUCCUCCAUGGCCUGGAAAUGGCCUUUGUCCAGAAUGUUGCCCAGCAGAUUCCAGUGAAGAUGAAUGAAAUGCUCAGCUGCAUCACCACUCGGCUGACUUUCCUUGAGUCCACUUCAGGAGCCUCUGAUACCCAGAAUUCCUAUCCAGUCCCGUUACAAUCCCUAUCUACAUCUAGCAGCCAUACUAAACAAGUGCUUGCUACAAAGCCUUUAGGUGGAGCUCAGCGUUUUCCACACUCCCCUGCCAUGGCCUCUGAGGUGCCCAGGGAUCUGCCACCAGCUUACACCCCACAGGCCACAGAUGGAUGUGUUUCCAUUUCUCAGCGCAACAGGGUGACCUGUCCUUCCCCACCAACAGCAGAGCUGGUUUACCACUUUAAAGAUGUUCUAUUUAUCCUUCCUCAUGGCGUACAGAUAUUCUUUGUUACACCAAAUGGGCAUGUCAGUGCUCCGUCAUAUCCAGGUUAUCUGCGCAUCAUCCUGAACAGCAGCCAGCAUUACGAUAAUGAUGAUACCAAUAACACCAGACAUCCUCUAGCUUACCUGCAGGUAUGUGAUUGGCACUACCCCCUGUUUCCAGACUUGCCAGUCCUGCUUAGUGGCAAGGGUGUGUUCACAUUCUCUGAUACCAUGGCAGCCGAGCCUGGGUCCUGCGUUGGGGUUGUGUUGUCAACCGAGCUGCCUGCAGGGGAAAGAGCUCUUUUUCAUGAGCAUAUCUCCAUAUUUACACAGCUUAGAGUUCAGUCUGCAGAGGAUAAUGGAGCAGAUGAGGCAACAGGCAGGAAAAUUAACCUGAAUGCAAAGACUCACAUCAAUCCUUCAGAAAACACAGCAGAUGAGAAGAAUUUACCAGGAUGGAGUGAGAAGAUGUCGAAGAGCAUCACAGCAGGGGCUUCAUGGCUCAGUCGGGGCCUUGUGCAGGGAGCAGAAGCCACAGGUAAAGCUAUUCACACUGGAGCAAUAAAACUACGUGAACACAUCACUCCAGAGGAAACACCAGCUGUGGUCAGCCCUAGAGUCACCACAGGCCUGUGUGCAGCUCAGCAGGCUACUGGGGGAGCUGUCAAAGUCAGCCGAUUUCUGGUUAAUGGCCUUUCAACUGUGGUUGGACGUGUUGGGAAGGAAAUAACACCUCAUGUCAAUAAACAUGGCAGCAAACUGAUCCCAGAAUCACUAAAAAGUAAUAAAGAUACCUGCACCAACAUGACCGGAGCCAAAGUAGUGGCUGCUAGUAGCUUAAAAGGUCUCUCAACCAUAUGGUCUGGUUUGGAAACUGCAGCAAAGAUCAUUGGUAAAAGUACAACCUCUGAGACCGUGCUGACGGUCAAACACAAAUAUGGCAAUCAAGCCAGCCAGGCUGCAGCCUCUGCUAUCCAGUCCGUGACCAAUGUGGGAAUCACAGCCUUCAACAUGGAGAAUCUAGCCCUCAAUGCUGUACUGAAGUGUGCAGGCAAUCAGAUGCCAAAAGCUUCAACUGUAGAAGACCAAACCAAGAACACAGAAAAGAGAGCUAAGGGAGAUAUGUGUGAGAAAAAAUAAAGCUAUAUGCUCCUCUGUCCAUCUGGAAGCAAUCAAGCAAAGCACAAACAAUAUACUUGUAUCACACACACAAAUUUACUAAUGAGAAUAAAAUGUUUACAUACUAUUACAAUGUUUAAAAGUAUUCCAGAAAAUUAUAUUUCUUCUUGUAUACUCCAUCCUUCACUGUCAGGAUACAUAAUUGCUAGUACAAUUAUUAUUAAUUUGAUGAUUGUUGUUCAUCUUAUUCUUCAUGAUCAAAUCCUAGAUGUUUAGAGGUGGGAACAAUAAUUGCUGCAUCUGUGCCUGAAAUUCAGUAUGAUAUAAUUGUUUAUUAUUGUUUCUACUGAAAUAUUUUGUUUUGUAGGAUUGUGUAGAAUUUAUGAGAAAUAUGCAUGGAGGUCGGCAAGAGUACAGGAGGUUUUAAUUGCUCUCAUUUAGUUUAUAUACCUUAUAAAAUAUGACGAUUAAAUAUAUCUUUUUUCAUGAAAGAGUUUACAUUUAAUACAUUUUCUCAUUCUCACUGGUCUGUGUUUAUACUGUAGGAAUCAGACACCUCAAAUGCAAUUUCGAGUAAACAAACAUAGUUAAAAUAUUUUUACAUAUUUAAAUAGAACAGUUUAUAUACAUAUUUAAGAUUACUGCAUUUGCGUACCGCCAGAACCACUCUACUCUCCUUUUGGUUUUGGUUUAUUUUUUAUCCUAAAUUGCAUUCCUUUUUAUUCUUAUAUACCAGACAGUUGCAUAAAGCAUUUCACUGCAUGUCGUACCCUGUAUGUAUAUGUAUGUGAAAAAUUAAAAAUAAAAAAUUUUAUUUGA
Messenger RNA from Tachysurus vachellii, 2600 nucleotides. RefSeq names its product spartin a (gene sparta). Gene Ontology annotation, biological process: cell division; negative regulation of BMP signaling pathway. The transcript has 8 exons. Bases 120 to 1802 code for a protein of 560 amino acids. The record is from RefSeq and is a predicted model, not a curated record. NCBI's taxonomy places the organism in Eukaryota, Metazoa, Chordata, Actinopteri, Siluriformes, Bagridae. Gene Ontology annotation, cellular component: plasma membrane.